AUGGCCCCUGGUCUCGUACACGACGACAGCGAUGCCGUGGCCGGCGCCGCCGCCGCCGCGAAGCCUACCGUCUACGUCCUCGACAAGUUCCAGCCCGCGGUCAUCGAGUACGUCCAGGACAAGUUCAAUGCCAUCCUGCCCGGCAUGCCCGGCCACGAGGACUGGCGCGCCAAGGCCCAGUACCUCCUCAUCCGCUCCUCGUACCUGACGGCCGAAGAUGUCGAGAACUCUCCCAACCUCAUCGCGGUCGGCAAGCAGGGUGUGGGCAUUGACAAGAUCGACGCCAAGGCCUGCGCCGCCCGCGGCAUCAAGAUCUUCAACACGCCCGGCGUAAAUGCUCGCGCCGUCGCCGAGCUCGCCCUCACCCUCGCAUGCUCCGUGGCCCGCUGCGUCGGCACCAUCAACCGCCGCCAGAACGCCGGCCAGCCCGUGCCCAAGGAGACCUGCUCGGGUCUCAUCCUGCACAAGCGGCCCAUCGGCGUCAUUGGCAUGGGCAACAUUGGCAAGACCGUCGCCACCAUCUUCCGCGGCGCCUAUGAAGCACCCAUCAUCGCUUACGACCCGUACAUGCCGGCUGACGCCUGGUCCGACCUGCCUCACACCCGUGUGUCCACUGUCGAGGAGCUGCUACGCGCCUCCGAUAUUGUCAGCGUCCACGUGCCCUUGACCGAGUCGACGCGCAACCUGAUCAGCAUGAAGGAGCUCAAGCUCUUGGGCAAGGAGGCCAUCGUCAUCAACACGGCCCGUGGCGGCAUCAUCAACGAAGCCGACCUGGAGACUGCUGUCAAGGAGGGCAUCAUCUGGGGAGCCGGCCUCGACUGCCACGAGCAGGAGCCCCCCACCUUUGAGAAGUACAGCAGCAUGUGGCAGGGAAACAUUCUCAGCACGCCCCACAUUGGUGCCGCCACGGAACAGACCCAGAUCGAGACUGGAAUGGCUGCCGCCCGGUAUCUGUACGAGUUUACCCAAUCGCAGUCGGCGGGUAAGGGCAACUGA
Microdochium trichocladiopsis is the source of this 996-nucleotide messenger RNA. Its product is annotated as D-isomer specific 2-hydroxyacid dehydrogenase. The transcript has a single exon. The record is from RefSeq and is a predicted model, not a curated record. Gene Ontology annotation, molecular function: hydroxypyruvate reductase [NAD(P)H] activity; NAD binding; glyoxylate reductase (NADPH) activity. Gene Ontology annotation, cellular component: cytosol. Lineage: Eukaryota; Fungi; Ascomycota; Sordariomycetes; Xylariales; Microdochiaceae. Bases 1 to 996 code for a protein of 331 amino acids.